CCGGGAGCCGUGCUGCCAGGACGGAGGUCAUCGCUCAGCCGGGUCUGCUACCUGACCAUGGGUCUGCUCGUCCUGCUCCUGGGCCUGGUCUUUGUAUCCAUGUAUGUGUACAGAUACUUCUUCAUCACCCAGCUGCCCCAUGAGCGCGUGUUUCCCUGCCGCGUCCUGUACGAAGACUCGCUCUACUCGCCGUUCAAAGGGCAGCUGGAGUUGCACGAAGAUGUCAAGAUUUACCUGGAGGAGAACUAUGAGCAAAUCAAUGUCCCAGUGCCCCAGUUUGGAGGGAGCGACCCAGCAGAUAUCAUCCACGAUUUCCAGCGAGGUCUGACUGCUUAUCAUGACAUAACGCUGGAUAAGUGCUACGUCAUUGAGCUGAACACCACUAUCGUGAUGCCUCCUCGCAACCUGUGGGAGCUGCUGGUUAACGUGAAGAAAGGGACAUACCUGCCUCAGACAUACAUAAUUCAGGAGGAGAUGAUUGCGACUGAGCAUGUCAGUGACAUGGAGCAGCUCGGCUCCUUCAUCUACCGCCUCUGCAGCGGCAAGGAGACCUACAGGCUGAAGCGGAGAAGCGCCAGGAGACGUAUCAGUCGACGCGAGGCUGGAAACUGUCGUCGUAUUCGUCACUUGGAAAACACUUUUGUGGUUGAAACUGUUAUCUGCACAAAGUCAUGAAGCCACUCUCCUGAUGCAACCUUCCUUGGCUUUGCUUGCACACACAUGCUCUCAUCCCUCUCUUUAGACAUGGUGAUCUUGUCUUACUUUUUUACUCCCUGCCCUUCUUGUGCAGCUCUAACCUCUUGGGUCUGUUGUGGCCUCACAGUGGAUUCUCUCCUCUCCCUGCUACCUACCUGAGACAUUUCCUGGGCUUAAAUUUACACAGUGGUCAAAGAUAACCUGGGAGUAGAUGCAGCUUCUUCCACACCACCGGAUUGGAAUCUCUUUUAGAAGC
This is a messenger RNA of Chaetura pelagica (chimney swift), 952 nucleotides long. RefSeq names its product integral membrane protein 2C (gene ITM2C). The transcript is spliced from 5 exons. The coding region runs from base 58 to 675 and encodes 205 amino acids. Lineage: Eukaryota; Metazoa; Chordata; Aves; Apodiformes; Apodidae. Gene Ontology annotation, molecular function: amyloid-beta binding. Gene Ontology annotation, cellular component: extracellular exosome; Golgi apparatus; plasma membrane. Gene Ontology annotation, biological process: negative regulation of amyloid precursor protein biosynthetic process. The record is from RefSeq and is a predicted model, not a curated record.